UGAGUCAGACUGACGCUGAUUGGCUGACUGCAGAAGAGGAAGUGAAAGCUUGUUGCGCUGCUUCUCUGAGUUCUCUUCUCCUGAGGCUUUAAAGUGCGAGGAGAAGUUCUUCCCUCCAGACUGAAGACUCAGAGUUUGACUUUAGAGAUGAACCGACGAUAACAGCUCGUUCACUUCCGGGUGUGUUGGAGCACUUGUUGGUUUUCUUCACAAGCAAACAGCAAACAGGAAGCGAUGGAUCAUGCACGAGCACAGGACGCGCAUCAGAGCAAGGCCUCCAUGUUGUGGCACAGGGACUGUAGUGAUGAUUCUGAUGACAUGAAGCACACUCACAACUCUCUGUCUUCCUCUCAGGACGAGACGAGGCCGAUCAGAAGAGUACAGAGUCCCACCAGACCCGGGGCCUGGUCGUCCAAUCCUUACAAACCAAAGUUCAGAGGGAAAUUCUACAAACCUCGUUUUGCGAGGGAUGACCACUCGUUCCACAAACCUGGCUUCGUAAACAAGAGGCAGCGCCACCUCAGCCAACGGGUCUACCCCGACCAGAGAGAUCACUUCCAGCCCAAACCUCACCACAGCGCUCAGAGGGAGCGAGAGAAGGAACGGUACGGGUGGAGAUCGAGCGCUGAAGGAAGUUCAUGCCCAAAACAAAGCAACGCUUCCAGACUGUUCCUGCCCAGGUCCACCUCCAGCAGAGACAAGGACACGCAGUUCGCUGUUUGUCAGAAGAACAGGAACCACAGCAGGGAGAGAGAUCACAAGGGAACCAAGAGCAAAGAAAAGGAACAAAGCCGAGACCGGGAGCUUCCUUUAACUGUGAACCAGACGACGACACGAGACAGAGCCAUCCAGCAGAAGAGGAGAGAGAUAGAUGAGGUGUAUUAUCAGGAGUGUGAGAUGUUUGGCCUCGUGACAAAGAUGCUCAUAAAAAAGGAACCGUCCCUGGAACUUCUCAUCCAGUCCUCGCUGCAGGAGAACCUGCGAGACAUUGGCAAGCGCUGCGUGGAAGCCAUGGAGAAAUUCAUCGAGGACUACGACUCCAGAGAGCCGUUGCACUAAUCGCACACAUGCUGCCGCCUGUCGUGUCAGCGUAGAUCCUCAUGGUAGAAAUGUUGGAAAUUUUUAUAUCGGGUGGUUCAGUACUUCUUUUUGGAUUUCAUUUGCAAUAAGUUCGCUCAUUAUUUUCUGCUGCCUGGAAACAGUCUCACUCUGAGCUCUGUCAGCAACACUGGAGAAGAAUGAAGAGGAAAUGUUUUUGAUUGAAGCAUUUCAUGCUGAUUCUAAUGUUGAAAAUGUGACUAUGAAAAAUGCACUAGCGCUUUUUUGCUUUAAAUCUCCUAAUGAAGAAGUAUUUUGACAUUCCAAGUGACGUGCUUAAUUUAUUCUCUUUCUUUUCAUUCAUUCAAAUGAGAACAAAGCAUAUUAAACAACAAAUGGCUAAAAAUAUCUUCAAUGUUUCAUUU
Molecule: messenger RNA, 1463 nt
Organism: Paralichthys olivaceus (Japanese flounder)
Lineage: Eukaryota; Metazoa; Chordata; Actinopteri; Pleuronectiformes; Paralichthyidae
Product: periphilin-1
Biological process (GO): negative regulation of gene expression, epigenetic; protein localization to heterochromatin; negative regulation of DNA-templated transcription
Cellular component (GO): nucleoplasm
Source: RefSeq, a predicted model, not a curated record